AUGGCCACUACUAUUCCAUCACCAUUCCAAUGGGACUCUACUUUCUGCGUGGGUAACAAUGAAUUGAAUGACCAACACAAGAAGCUCUUUGCUCUCAUCAAUGCUUUGGAUGCCAAUCGAUCCAGUGCUUCUGCAUUGAAGGAAUUGUUGGAUUAUGUUGUUGUUCAUUUCAAGGCAGAGGAGGACUUGUUUGCCAAGGUGAAUUUCUCUGAUUCUGCUUCUCACAAGGAGACUCAUGAUAAGUUUGUUCAAGAUGCUUUGGGUUUGAAGAGUGUUGGAGAUGGUGAAAUUCAAUUCAUCAAGCAAUGGUUGGUAAGCCAUAUUAAGGGAUCUGAUAUGAAGUACAAGGGAGUUCUUUAA
This is a messenger RNA of Naegleria lovaniensis, 360 nucleotides long. RefSeq lists its product as uncharacterized. The record is from RefSeq and is a predicted model, not a curated record. Gene Ontology annotation, molecular function: iron ion binding. Lineage: Eukaryota; Heterolobosea; Eutetramitea; Acrasida; Naegleriidae. Bases 1 to 360 code for a protein of 119 amino acids. The transcript has a single exon.